Messenger RNA from Athene cunicularia (burrowing owl), 921 nucleotides. Its product is annotated as P2Y purinoceptor 6-like. Lineage: Eukaryota; Metazoa; Chordata; Aves; Strigiformes; Strigidae. Gene Ontology annotation, cellular component: plasma membrane. The coding region runs from base 1 to 921 and encodes 306 amino acids. Gene Ontology annotation, molecular function: G protein-coupled receptor activity. Gene Ontology annotation, biological process: G protein-coupled receptor signaling pathway. The record is from RefSeq and is a predicted model, not a curated record. The transcript has 2 exons.
AUGGAGGGGCUGAAGGAAACAGAGAACGGCACCGUGGGGACGGCUCUGUGCCCUCUCGUGGAAAACUAUAAAUAUAUCCUGUUACCCCUUACUUACAGCUUCGUCUUCGUGCUGGGGCUGCUCCUCAACGGAGCCAUGCUGUGGCUCAGCUGCUGCCGCGCCAGGGACUGGACCUGCACCACCAUCUACCUGGUGAACCUGGCUGUGGCGGACCUGCUCUACCUCUUCUCUUUGCCCUUACUCAUCAUCAACUACAUCCUGCAGGACACGUGGCCUUUUGGGGAGCUGCUCUGCAAGCUGGUACGUUUCUUGUUUUACGCCAACCUGUACGGCAGCGUCCUGCUGCUGACUUGCAUCAGCGUCCAUCGUUUCCUUGGCGUUUGUUACCCCAUCCGCUCCCUCCCCGUCCGAACCCGGCGCCGAGCUGCCGCCGGCGCUGCUGCCUCCUGGGUACUGGUGUUCCUGCAGCUCCUGCCCACCUCUGCCUACGCUCGCACUGGCCUCAUCAAUAACCACACCGUCUGCUACGACAUGACGAGCCCCGAAAACCUCCGCAGCUACUUCCCCUACGGCAUGGCUCUAACCGCAUCUGGCUUCCUCCUUCCUUUCCUCAUCGUUGUAGUCUGCUACUCUCUGAUGAUCAGAAGUCUCACCCGCUGCGCCGGGGACACCAACCCCACCAGCAGCGCCGCCAGAGCCAAGUCGAUCCGAACCAUUCUCCUGGUCUGUGGGCUUUUUGCUGUCUGUUUACUGCCAUUUCACAUCACCCGCAGCAUUUACCUCUUCGUGCGUGUGUACCGGUCAAGCAAUUCAUCAAAGGCUCUUAAGCGUUUUGUGGCGCACAAGGACUCCCUGAAGUCAGCCAAGGAAAGCUCACUCACCCCUGUGCACCUUCAGCUCUACUUGUAUAGCAGCACCUAG